Messenger RNA from Alosa sapidissima (American shad), 4344 nucleotides. RefSeq names its product solute carrier family 7 member 3b (gene slc7a3b). NCBI's taxonomy places the organism in Eukaryota, Metazoa, Chordata, Actinopteri, Clupeiformes, Clupeidae. Gene Ontology annotation, cellular component: plasma membrane. The transcript has 12 exons. Bases 222 to 2132 code for a protein of 636 amino acids. Gene Ontology annotation, molecular function: amino acid transmembrane transporter activity. Gene Ontology annotation, biological process: transmembrane transport; amino acid transport. The record is from RefSeq and is a predicted model, not a curated record.
CCUAGCGUAUCAAGUGUCUUUCCGCAUUUGUAGCCACUAGUCAACCUCGCCGCUCCCAACUCUGACAAUUAGUGUAACGCUACCUAAAGUCGAUGUGUAGUUCGCACACUAAGCCGAUCGUCGAAAUAUUGUCCGGGAUCUGAUUGUCAUCCUCAAAACAGCUUUCAAUUCCAGAGGUUUUUUUUUUUUUUGCUGUGAAAUCAUCGUUGGCACUUAUCACCAUGAAGCAGUUGGUGUCUUUUGGAAGGAAAUUGGUCCGUCGGCGGGUGAUGGACUUUAACCAAGAGGAGACCCGCUUUGCUCGCUGCUUGUCCACUCUGGACCUCAUAGCCCUGGGUGUAGGAGCCACGUUGGGAGCUGGUGUGUACGUACUGGCUGGCGAGGUUGCCAGGGAGAAGGCUGGACCUGCUAUUGUCCUCUGCUUUCUGAUUGCUGCUCUGUCCUCUGUUCUGGCUGGUCUGUGCUAUGCUGAAUUCGGUGCUCGUGUGCCCAAGACCGGCUCUGCCUACCUCUACAGUUAUGUGACCGUGGGAGAGAUCUGGGCUUUCAUCACCGGAUGGAACCUUAUUCUGUCCUAUGUGAUCGGGACAGCAAGUGUGGCUCGUGCUUGGAGCUCCACUUUUGAUAAUUUGGUGGAGCAGAAGAUCUCUACGUAUUUCAAGUCGGCAAUGUCUAUGAACGUGCCUGCACUGGCGAAGUACCCAGAUGUAUUUGCCCUCAUCCUAAUCAUGCUUCUCACUGGCCUCCUGACAUUUGGUGUGAAUGAGUCGGCUCUGGUCAACAAAAUCUUCACCGGGAUCAACCUGGUGGUGCUUGGCUUCGUCAUAAUCUCUGGCUUGGCCAAGGGGGAUAUCAAGAACUGGAACCUCACGCAGGAGGACUACCUGUUCCACAUGAACAAGACCAUGACCGAGGGGGAAAUUGAAAAGGCAUUUGGUACGGGAGGUUUCGCUCCUUUUGGCUUCAAAGGAAUUCUUUCUGGAGCUGCGACCUGCUUUUAUGCCUUUGUGGGCUUCGACUGCAUCGCCACCACAAGCGAGGAGGCUAAAAAUCCCAUGCGUUCCAUUCCCAUCGGAAUCGUGGCCUCUCUCCUAAUCUGCUUCAUUGCCUACUUUGGUGUGUCUGCUGCCCUCACCCUUAUGAUGCCAUAUUUUCUUCUUGACACCAACAGUCCUCUGCCCGAGGCCUUCCAAUAUGUGCAUUGGGACCCUGCACGCUACAUUGUAGCCGUAGGUUCUCUCUGUGCACUCUCCACAAGUUUGCUGGGCUCCAUGUUCCCUAUGCCCCGUGUGAUCUACGCCAUGGCUGAGGAUGGCCUGCUGUUCCGCUUCCUCUCGCGCAUGCACGAGAAGACCAAGACACCCAUGAUCGCCACCAUAGUGUCUGGGAUUGUGGCAGCUCUGAUGGCCUUUCUCUUUGACUUGGCGGCGCUGGUGGACUUGAUGUCGAUCGGAACUUUGCUUGCUUACACGCUGGUGGCUGUAUGUGUCCUCAUCCUCCGCUACCAGCCAGGGAGUCUCAGCGCAAACCCUGGUGACCUGAAACUGGUGGAGCUGGAGCGGCUGGAGAAGUCCGACACGACGGAGGGGGACAGCGGGGAUGAGUACAACCAGGACACGGAGACCAAACCUCUGAAGGAGCGCUUCAGCAUGAGGCUCUUGAUCUUCCCUAGGUGUGACCAGCCCACCAACACCUCUGGCAUGAUCGUCUACGGCACCACUGCAACCAUCUCUGCUCUGUUCACGGCACUGUGUGCAGUGUUGGCUCUGAAGGGUGAAGAAGUUAUAGCGGGUGAGCUGGUGUUCAUGAUCCCAGCAGUGAUCUUGGCCAUCCUCUCUAUCGUCUGUGUGGUUAUCAUCUGGAGACAGCCCCAAAGCAUCGAAUCCAUCAGCUUCAAGGUACCCCUUCUCCCCAUUUUGCCUCUGAUCAGUAUUUUUGUUAAUGUCUACCUCAUGAUGCAGUUGGAUGGACCUACCUGGAUUCGUUUUACAGUGUGGAUGGCAAUCGGUUUCGCAAUUUAUUUUUGCUAUGGUUUAAAGAACAGUUCAGAGGGCGCAAAUGACUCCCUUAAGAAGAAGACCCCCAUUUUCUCCGUAGAUGAGGAGAGUGAAGUAGAGGGCAUGACUCCUUAGACAGGAGUGUUGGUGGAGUUGCAUAUAACGUACACAUUACAUUUUGUUGUGUCUGGAGGAGCAAAUUUUAUAGCUGUACACAAUUACCAAGUCUCUUUAGAUACAUAUUUGUGUUAUGCCUUUUAUCUUUGUUUUAUUUGUCAAUUUGUCUGAUAGUUUCUGAAAAAUCAAAGGCCCAAUCAAACCUAUUUUUUCUGACCAUGUUUGAGAAAAUUCUUUUGAAGAUAUCAGUUCUGUUGUAUGGAGGUCUGUUACCUUGGUUUACAGUUCAAUAUGAGAUAUUUGGAGCCUUUACAACUUGCAGUAUACGUUGAAGAUGGUACACAUGAUUGUAAAGAUGGGAGUCUACAUAGCAUGGGUUGUUGAACAUGUGACAAGAUAUGUAUCUGUUAUCUAAAGUUACAUGAUAAUGGCUUGUAACUAGCCAAAAACCAUUAGCCAGUAAUCAGCCACAGCAAAGCUUUUGCUUUUCUGCCUUCUCAAGCAAUUGUGGAGCCCAUUUGAUCCCAUGCUUAUCUCACACAUAUUGGCACAAAUUGUUAAGGGGUGACAGGGUAUGUUUUAGAGUAUGUUUCAAAAUGCACAGCAUUUUGUUGGUUUGCAGUUAUCUAUGAUUAGUCACUGAUUAAUUAGGGAUUAUAUUAUAUUGAUGAAUUAUGCAGUGCUGAUUUGUUAUAGCCCGUUAACGAAUAAUGCUGCUUUCCCAGGACUGCUAUCUCUAUUACAUACAUGUUUUUAGCCUCAUUGUCAUGAAUAGAAAUCUACCUUUUCCAUUUGAUCUGUGCUUAAUGAGAGGAGAAGGGAUUAUCCCAGUAUCUGCACCAAAAGAUACUUGAACAUAGUAGGCUGAUUUCAUAGACAAGGACUGAAUCUGAUUUUAACAUUUGAUCUGCGAUCCCAGUUCAUGAAACCAACCCAGCAAGUUACAAACUUGACUUUCCUGUCCACAGAUGGGUCAUAAUUUCUCUUACAGAGGAAUAUAUUUAUUUCUGGCAAGGUUUCAAAACAAUCAAUUUAUUACUAUUUAUAACAAUACAUGCAUGUAUAUUUUUGUUAAAUGCAUUGAUAUUUAUGUAUGGUAUAAUUGGUUAUUAAGGAUUUCAUUUUAUUUUUAUUUUUUCAAAUUGCCCCUUGGUCUGUUUUAACUUGUUAAUUUGCUAUGUGAAUUUAAAAUUGAGAGAAAUAUUUUUAAAUCUAUGCUUUUUGUCUGUAAUCCAAAAUCAUUCAUCUAUUUUAUAGUUGUAUAUAUGUUUGUGUAUGUACAGAACUACCUGUGUUUAAAACGUAUAACACUAUAGCUUUAAGGUAUUUGUGAAUUUUAAAAUGUUAUGUAUGUCUUCUUUUUUACUAAUUGUUCAUUCCUUAUGUUGGGCAUUUUCUUUUGUUUUCUAAUGAAAUGAAAGCUUUAGCUUUGUCAGCAUUUGCCCAAGAUGUAACCGCAAGCCUUGUCACACUGUGCCUGUUUCUUAUUGGUUUACAGCUGAUAUCUUGUAUGGUUUUACCUUGAAUGCAGAGCUUAGUCUGUUACAACGAUGUUGACCAUAUAUGGGAUUAUUUCAAAUAUCGGUAAAAACCUUGUGGUAUGGUUUUGAGUAUUGAAUGGUCUGUAACUGUUUUGUUUCUCACAUAAUCUUUGUUUAAAAGAUAUUUAAGAAAUCAGAUACUCUGGGCACAAUUACAUAGAGAUACUGUAGCUAUUACGGUUGUCCAGUUUUGAACAUUAUUACGGACCAUAGUAUUACAACAUACAUGUUUAAACCCUUAUACUUGAGGUCUGACUUGUGAACUGACAAUGUUUUACAUUUGUCUCAGUUUUUGCAUACGCAAGUGUCCGUAUACUUGUUGAUUGUACAGUAAUUGUUUACACGUUUUCUUUUUUGUCUGUUUUUUUCUUACUAAAUUAGUUUAGUUUAUUUAGUUUUACCCCUCAUCCAAUGCUGUCAUUUUGUGUUGAACACAAGCAAUUUGCAAAGAUCUUUUCACUUCAAGUGUUAAAACCAGUAUAUCUUUAAAUGUAUAUAGCAUCUAAUAGCCUAUUAAUCUUUAGUUUUGUUCCUGAUCUGGAAUCACUAACAAUGUUGUUAGGCUAGAAUACACCACCGUUACAUUUGGGUACAAAUCUAUCAACUGUUAUUUGUAAAUAUGUGUAAGUAUUAGAACAUGAGCUGUAUAUAGAUGUAAUUUUCUUUAGUAAAGCUGUUUUGACAAAUUC